AUGACAGCCAUUUUCAGUAUCUUCAAGAUCCUAAGUCGCAUGGACUAUGUUUUUAUCAUAAUCACUGUAUCAUCUGUUAUUUUCUGGUAUCUCUUUCUUUACAAACGUCGGUCUCCACCAUUACCCCCGGGACCUUGGGGUUUUCCCAUAGUCGGAAACCUCCCAUUUCUUCAACGUGAGCUUCACACCUACUUCCAAGGGCUGGCUAAAAAGCAUGGUCCCAUUUUCAAACUCCGGCUCGGCGCCAAGCUAGCAAUCGUGGUCACCUCCCCUGAGGUGGCACAAGAGAUUCUCAAAACCAAUGACGUCAUCUUCGCAAACCGCAAUGUCCCUGCAGUGGCUCUGGUCAACUCCUACGGUGGCAACGAUAUCGCAUGGUCACCUUAUGGACCAAAGUGGCGGAUGCUGAGGAAGCUAUGCAUUCAUAAGAUCUUUAGCAACGCCACGUUGGAUUCAUCCACUGACCUACGUCGCCGAGAAACCAGGCGAAUAGUCGAGUAUUUGGCUGGCCAGGCUCGGGCCGGGUCGUCGGUUAACUUGGGAGAACAGAUAUUCUUGAUGAUUUGGAAUGUUGUGACGCAGAUGCUGUGGGGCACGACGGUUAAAGGAGAAGAUAGGGAGAUUUUUGGAGCUGAGUUCUUGGAACCGUUUAUGGAAAUGAAUGAUCUCUUGCUGAAGCCCAAUGUUUCCGACUUUUUUCCGGUGUUGAGCCGGUUCGAUCUUCAAGGUUUGGUUAAGCGUAUGGGAGUACCGGCUCAGAAGAUGGAUCAGAUGUUUGACCGGAUUAUUAAUCAACGGUUGGGGAUGGAUAGGAAGAGUGAUGGGAACGGUGAGGAUUUUUUGGAUGUCUUGUUGAAAGUCAAAGAUGAAGAAGAUGAAAGUAUGCCUUUGACCAUGAAUGAUGUCAAGGCGUUGCUCACGAACAUGGUGUUGGGUGGUACAGACACAUCGUUGCAUGUUAUAGAAUUCGCGAUGGCUGAGAUAUUGAACAAGCCGGAUAUCAUGAAGAGAGCUCAACAAGAGCUUGACGAAGUUGUAGGCAAAGGCAAAGUAGUGGAAGAAUCUCACAUUCCAAAACUUGCGUACGUUCUCGCCAUUAUGAAAGAAACACUAAGGCUUCAUCCUAUUGGUCCACUCCUUGCUCCUCAUCGCCCAUCAAAAACAACCGUGGUGGGUGGCUUUACCGUCCCUAAAGAUUCAACGAUUUUCGUCAAUGUGUGGGCGAUCCAUAGGAACCCAAAUGUAUGGAAGAAUCCGUUGGAGUUUGAUCCCAACAGGUUUCUUGAUAAGUCUUAUGACUUCAACGGAAACGACUUCAGUUACUUCCCAUUUGGAUCUGGCCGUAGAAUAUGUGUGGGGAUGGCCAUGGGUGAGAGGGUUGUUCUUUACAUUCUUGCUACGCUUUUGCAUUCUUUUGAUUGGAAACUUCCUCAAGGAGAAAGAGUGGAGGUGGAGGAGAAGUUUGGGAUCGUGUUGAAGCUGAAGAAUCCACUUGUUGCUAUCCCCGUGCUAAGGUUGUCUGAUCCAAAUCUUUAUCUGUGA
Eutrema salsugineum is the source of this 1542-nucleotide messenger RNA. Its product is annotated as geraniol 8-hydroxylase. The transcript has 2 exons. NCBI's taxonomy places the organism in Eukaryota, Viridiplantae, Streptophyta, Magnoliopsida, Brassicales, Brassicaceae. The coding region runs from base 1 to 1542 and encodes 513 amino acids. Gene Ontology annotation, molecular function: iron ion binding; oxidoreductase activity, acting on paired donors, with incorporation or reduction of molecular oxygen; heme binding. The record is from RefSeq and is a predicted model, not a curated record.